Neurospora hispaniola is the source of this 1777-nucleotide messenger RNA. RefSeq names its product glycoside hydrolase superfamily. Gene Ontology annotation, molecular function: glucan endo-1,3-beta-D-glucosidase activity. Gene Ontology annotation, biological process: cell wall organization; carbohydrate metabolic process. The coding region runs from base 277 to 1497 and encodes 406 amino acids. The transcript has 3 exons. Gene Ontology annotation, cellular component: fungal-type cell wall; extracellular region; cell surface. The record is from RefSeq and is a predicted model, not a curated record. Lineage: Eukaryota; Fungi; Ascomycota; Sordariomycetes; Sordariales; Sordariaceae.
UCAAGACUUACGUUAAUCUUUCUGCGCCCUCUUCUUCGGUGACACGUCCCAAGCUAGCACAUAUAGCCCGUUUGUCCUCGUCCCGGACCAUCCUCUCUCUUCUUUCAAACUUUUGGUCCACCACCCCGACUGUUUUUGGUGAUUCUUGGACUCGUUCCUUCAACUUUGAGCCUCGCUUUUGUCGACGGUUGUGGCCCAUUCGCGACUCAGCCAGCCUCAACAUCGAUACCUCCUUUUUGAAAGUUGACAGCAAAAUUACAGCCAUAACCCGCCGCGAUGUAUCAACUCUCGCAACUCGUAGCUUUAGCUGCCACCCUGUCAACAGUGAUGGGCGCCUACCAGGGUUUCAACUAUGGCUCUUCGUUCACCAAUGGCGCUGCCAAGCAACAGCCUGACUUCGAAGCCGAGUUUCGAACAGCCCAAGGUCUCGUCGGUGCUCCUGCUGGAGGCUUCACCAGUGCACGACUAUACACAAUGAUUCAAGGGGGUACGGUGAAUGCUCCCAUCUCGGCUAUCCCAGCUGCGAUUGCUACCCGAACAUCGCUGCUUCUUGGUCUAUGGGCUUCUGCUGGUGAUGCUGCGUUCACCAACGAGCUUCAAGCCCUCAGCUCUGCCAUUCAGCAGUACGGAACUGCCCUUGGCAGAUUAGUGGCUGGCAUUUCGGUGGGCAGCGAGGAUCUGUAUCGCAUCUCGCCUACCGGCAUUGAGAAUAAGGAGAACCCCGGAGCCGCACCUCUCACGAUUGCCCAUUAUAUCAAGCAAGUCCGUGACAUUAUUGCCCACACAGCUCUUGAUGGUGUCCCGGUAGGCCACGUUGAUACCUGGACCGCCUGGGUCAACAGCUCCAACCAAGUGGUGGUGGAUGCUUCGGACUUUCUCGGCUUCGAUGGCUACCCUUAUUUCCAGAAAACGCAACAGAACGACAUCGGCCAUAGCAAGUCCCUUUUUGAUGACGCUCUGAGCGCUACCAAGGCUGCAUCCCAAGGCAAGCCGGUGUGGAUUACGGAAACGGGCUUCCCUCUUAGCGGCAAAACCAUGGGCCAAGCCGUCCCUAGCAUCGCCAAUGCCAAAUAUUACUGGGACCAGGUUGGCUGCCCUCUGUUUGGCAGCACCAAUGUUUGGUGGUACACGAUGCAAGACUCUGCCCCGGCGACUCCAAAUCCCAGUUUUGGUCUGAUUGGUAGCACAUUGACGACGACUCCUCUCUUUGACCUCUCUUGUAACAGUAGCAAGCUGAGCCAAACCACUUCUUCUUCGAUCAGUCUCGCUUCUGGAGUUAGCAUUGCUUUGUCACAAUCGGAGAUCUCGACGGUGUCAAGCGCCAUUACAUUUCUCGCCCCCGUUUCCAGUCUUGCUUCAAACGGUUCAUUGACUGUGGCUAGCUUGCCAUCAGGUACUAGCACAGCUGCGAGUAGUGGAAAGGCAAGCUCCAUCAAGGGGUCGAUGGGGGAUGCGAUUGCUGUUGUAAUGUUGGCGAUGGCUCUUUUUGGUCCGUGAUCUGCACUUUGCUGGGUUUCUCCUUUGCUCUCGUAUGUUAUGGGCAGUAUACACAUUGCAGCGUGGUGCUGGUCUACACCCAGGUUAGUGGUUUGCGAAUUGGUAGAGUCCUUAGGUUUGUUCACGUGGUAAAUGAGGGGGAGGAAGCAGCAGGUCUUUAGUCUAUAGAGCUGCUACUCGGGGUCUAAUGAGGCUGUAAGACACAGGCUUUUGGAGUAUUUUUGGUUAGUACAGAACAACCCAGGGGCAGUUUAGAUACCUUAUGCUUAUCUUUCAAGGU